Molecule: messenger RNA, 1224 nt
Organism: Callorhinchus milii (elephant shark)
Lineage: Eukaryota; Metazoa; Chordata; Chondrichthyes; Chimaeriformes; Callorhinchidae
Product: beta-crystallin B1
Exons: 7
Coding region: 57-917 (286 amino acids)
Biological process (GO): lens development in camera-type eye; visual perception
Molecular function (GO): structural constituent of eye lens
Source: RefSeq, a predicted model, not a curated record
GUUGUGUUGGUGGGGCUUGCAAUAGGUCUGUGUGUCGUCUGAAUCUCGUGCCCUUCAUGCCAGAUAGCCUUAACGUCUUGCUUGUCGAUCUUCCCUUUUUGCAGGGAACUGGAUACUGGGAGUACCUGCUGCAAAGCCGAGGAAUAGAUGUGGUGGUGUUCGAUACCAAUACAGUUUAUCCACCCGAAAUGCGAUACUUAGAUAUCCAGACCAGUGGGACUGAAAUCCUGGAAACAUUUGCUGACCGAGUGCUUUUAUUGGCCUGGCCCGAUGUGGAUGCAGUUGCCAAAAUGUCUCACAGUGGAACUCAGGGUAGCAUUGGAAGCCAUUCUGCUUCAGGUCUUCGCAGCAACCGGAUCAUCAUCUACGAGUACGAGAACUUCCAGGGUCGCCGGGUGGACUUCAACUCGGAGUGCAAGAAUAUCUGUGACCGGGGAUUUGAGAGAGUCGGGUCAAUCCGGGUUGAAUGUGGACCAUGGGUGGCUUACGAGCAGCAGAACUUCAGUGGUGAGAUGUUCAUGCUGGAGAAGGGAGAAUACCCUCGCUGGGACUCCUGGUCUAACAGCUAUCGCACUGACCGUCUGAUGUGUUUCCGCCCCGUCAAAAUGGACGGCCAGGACCACAAGAUUUGUCUGCACGAAUGUGCCAACUUCGAAGGGAGAAAGAUGGAGAUCAGUGAUGAGGACAUCCCCAGUCUCUGGGCUUAUGGUUUCCAGGACAGAGUUGCCAGCAUUAAAGUAGCAGGAGGAACAUGGGUCGGCUACGAGUACCCAGGUUACAGGGGAUACCAGUAUGUGUUGGAGUGCGGAAUGUACAAGCACUGGAACGAAUGGGGCGCCCAACAGCCUUUGAUCCAGUCCAUGCGACGUGUGAAGGACCAGCAAUGGUACAAACGAGGCUGCUUUGAGUUUAACUAAAGCAUACAAACGCUCUCCGAGGCAGCCGCGGGAAUAAUUUUAUUGUUCUUCAUAUCAGGUCCACAGAAAUUCAAAGACAUCUUUCUCAUCAACUUCAUACAAAUGCCCAGAGUUGUUCUACACCAACAGCUCCCAUUUUUUUUAAAAAAAACUUUAACAAUGUUAACAUCUUUUAGCAGUUUCUGUUGCCGAUAACAGAUAUCGAUUAUCUCAAGAGCCCAAAGAAAGCGAUAUCACCUCGUUUUAAGUCUAGCAGCCUCUUGUGCUUCCCACCUCUCUCUUGCGCUCCCUUUCUCUCUUUCUCUCU